Molecule: messenger RNA, 2876 nt
Organism: Triticum aestivum (bread wheat)
Lineage: Eukaryota; Viridiplantae; Streptophyta; Magnoliopsida; Poales; Poaceae
Product: serine/threonine-protein kinase CTR1
Exons: 15
Coding region: 230-2509 (759 amino acids)
Biological process (GO): protein phosphorylation
Molecular function (GO): ATP binding; protein serine/threonine kinase activity
Source: RefSeq, a predicted model, not a curated record
UUUUGCAGCCAUUCCUCUUCUUCACACGCUCCCCGAAGCUUUUCAACCCCGCCGUCACGCUUCACAGACAAACCUCCCUCCCUCUCUCUCUCUUGUCCGUGGCUGUCUCCGGCCGGCAACCGUGAAUCCUAGCUGCUCGAGGCCAAAACCACCUACACCUCCCCGCCGAACUCCCAUGCAUAGCUGUCUAGCAGUCUAGCAGUUUAGCUCCGGUCUCCGGGCUCCGGCCAUGCCGCACCGUCGCCGCCUACACAACCUCGUGCCACCACUGCCGCCGCCUCCCGCGGCGCCUCACCCCGCCUUCGACCUGUCCGAGGCCGAGUCGCGGCUGCCGCUCCUCGCAGACUACGGGCGGCUCAAGCCCGUCGACGACCUCCCCGCCCCCGCCGCGCCCCCGUCCGCGCACUGGAGCGCCGGGAGCGCCUUCACCGGCACCGAGCCCGCGACCGCCUCCACCUCCACGGCAGCGACGGGCUCAUCCCUCGCACCGGCGUCGUCCGUCGCCAGGGACGACACGUGGGUGCGCCGCUCCAGGGAGAGCUACUACCUGCAGCUCUCCCUCGCCAUCCGCAUCACCUCCGAGGCCUUCCUCGCCGGCGUCCCGCCCGAGCUCCUCGUCCGCCGCCUCGGCCCCGGCGAUGCGGCGGCGGAGCAGCACGCCGACGUCCCCGCCGAUGCCGCCGCCGUCUCCUACCGGCUCUGGGUGAACGGGUGCCUGUCGUGGGGUGACAAGAUCGCGCACGGGUUCUACAACAUCAUGGGCAUCGACCCGCACCUGUGGGCGAUGUGCAACGCCGACGAGGGGGAGGGCCGCCGGCUGCCGACGCUGGCGGCGCUGCGGGAGGUGGACGCCAGCGACCAGUCGUCGCUGGAGGUGGUGCUCGUCGACAAGUGCGGCGACUCCGUGCUGGUCGACCUGGAGCGGCGCGCGCUCGACCUCUACCGCGCGCUCGGCGCCACGCUCGACCUCGUCCGCCGCCUCGCCCUGCUCGUCUCCGACCACAUGGGGGGUGCAUUGAGGUCGGAGGACGGAGACCUGUACAUGCGGUGGAAGGCGGGCAGCAAGCGGCUGAGGAAGCAGCAGAAGAGCGUCGUCGUCCCCAUCGGCCGCCUGUCCAUUGGGUUCUGCAGGCAUCGCGCCAUUCUAUUCAAGGCUCUAGCAGAUUUUAUCGGCCUGCCAUGCCGAAUCGCGCAAGGUUGCAAGUACUGCUCCGCGCCUCACCGGUCCUCUUGCCUUGUCAAAAUUGAAAACGACAGAAGAUAUUCAAGGGAGUACGUCGUGGACCUCGUCGUUGCGCCAGGGAGCAUCUGCAGCCCAGACUCGUCCAUCAACGGGCAGCUGCUCUCCUCUGUGUCUUCACCUUUCAAGACUUCUUGCACGGCAAGUUUGGAAAACUACGCGGCACCGGUUGCGGCUUGGAAUCGUGCGAUAGCUGACGAUCGUUGCAACUCGGUGUUCUCAGAUUCUCAAUAUUCAGUUGCCGGGGACAAGAACCCUGUUCAAGCAGACACAAAAUGCGGUCAGGUCAUGCAGAAUGACAACUGCAACAACAUGUCAGUGUUUCAAGUGUCAAGGCAAUUUAAGGCGAUGGAGGUCGGCACCGAGGGUGUCAAUAAGGAGAACAUCCCUGGUCUUACACUGCCGAAACACCUGCUCGCUGAGUCAUCUUUCGCCAUGGAUUGGCUUGAGAUAUCAUGGGAUGAGCUUGAGCUCAAGGAACGCAUAGGCGCUGGUUCAUUUGGUACUGUUUAUCGAGCUGACUGGCACGGUUCUGAUGUUGCAGUAAAAGUGCUUACAGACCAGGGUGUUGGCGAAGCUCAGCUCAAAGAAUUCCUUAGAGAGAUCUCUAUCAUGAAACGAGUUCGCCAUCCAAACGUGGUACUAUUCAUGGGUGCAGUGACCAAAUGCCCGCAUUUGUCGAUAGUAACUGAGUACUUGCCCAGAGGGAGCCUCUUCCGUCUCAUCAGCAAAGCUUCUAGUGGGGAAAUACUUGAUUUACGGCGGCGUUUGCGCAUGGCAUUAGAUGUUGCAAAAGGCAUCAACUAUCUCCACUGCCUGAACCCUCCUAUAGUACAUUGGGAUCUGAAGACACCAAACAUGCUGGUGGAUAAGAACUGGUCCGUAAAGGUAGGUGACUUUGGCUUGUCCAGAUUUAAGGCGACCACCUUCAUAUCAUCCAAAUCAGUCGCUGGAACACCAGAAUGGAUGGCGCCAGAGUUUCUCCGUGGCGAGCCAUCCAACGAGAAAUGUGACGUGUACAGCUUUGGCGUGAUCUUAUGGGAGCUCCUGACGAUGCAGCAACCAUGGGGCGGCCUAGGCCCAGCACAAGUAGUAGGGGCAGUUGCAUUCCAGAACAGAAGGCUGCCAAUCCCUAAAGACACCAUCCCAGAGCUAGCUGCUCUUGUUGAAUCCUGUUGGUCUGAUGACCCAAGGCAGCGCCCUUCGUUUUCAAGCAUUGUGGAUACGCUGAAGAAGUUGCUCAAGUCGAUGCAGGGAUCUGGUUCAUGACAGUCCCGUGGGUGUUACUCUAAGACGAUGCAGUGAUCCGGUUCAUGACAGUCGAUUCUUGGCCGGCCAUUCUUUUUUCUCUACUCUGUCGAUUAAAGCUAAUGCACAACAAGGAAUAAGGAAUUAGUUUCCUCAAGGAACAUGGGAGGGUAGCUGAGGCAGCACAAGUGCAAUGCUGCAUCGAGUAUGUUGACUCGUUUCCUGACCAUUCAUGUUGUCUCUGUAUAGUGAUUUGAGCUACAAAUUCAAAGCUCCCGAGGGUCAGUGAGCUGGUUAUGUAUAAUGUCCUGAAUGUGUCAAAAUAGUUCUACUGGCUGAGAAAUAGCGCCGUCACUUUAGAAAAAUGGGAGAUAGAUUUGAUAACAAG